This is a messenger RNA of Xiphophorus hellerii (green swordtail), 4472 nucleotides long. RefSeq names its product transcription factor AP-4-like. Bases 2242 to 3072 code for a protein of 276 amino acids. The transcript is spliced from 7 exons. Gene Ontology annotation, biological process: regulation of transcription by RNA polymerase II. Gene Ontology annotation, cellular component: nucleus. NCBI's taxonomy places the organism in Eukaryota, Metazoa, Chordata, Actinopteri, Cyprinodontiformes, Poeciliidae. Gene Ontology annotation, molecular function: RNA polymerase II cis-regulatory region sequence-specific DNA binding; protein dimerization activity; DNA-binding transcription factor activity, RNA polymerase II-specific. The record is from RefSeq and is a predicted model, not a curated record.
CUGUUAGCUGCUGGCAGCUGGAAUGUGCUUGUAGAAAUUAGCUGUUUUUGUCACGUUCGUGCCUGCUCUGAACUAUUAUAUAUUAUUCUAAAUUUAACCUGUGUUAGAUGCGUUAUUUGUGUAGGCGACAGUAUGUCGACGGGAUCUCCGUGAGACAGCGAGAUGGAGCGAAUACAUUCAUGUCCAGAUGGACGCCAACCACGUGGUAGUUAACACGGUCGCCGCUGCCGCACCAAAUCAUGUUUCAAAUCACAAUAGUUUAUUAAAACCCAACUAGUUUCCACUGAGCGCCAUUAAUAACCACUUUCUGGAUGGAUGGAUGCCCUUUGGAUUCGUCCAGCAGGUUUUCGGCGUCGGUAUUUGUGUGUUUAAACAGCUGCUCCCUGUAGCGUGCGACGUUGUCAUGUGCUAAAAUUAGCUUAGCUUGGCUAGCAAGUCAUAUGUCGCUGCGCACUUUAGUAGCAACCGUGUGGACUGUGAUUGGGUUUCUUUAAACCUGUGUUCACGACAUUUUUAUUAUUUAAAUAUGUCGCUCGACACAAGCGAGGGUGCACACAUGAGUAUAUCUGCCUCUAACUAACAGCAGACAAAGCCUUAGCUCGAUGCUAAUGGCGUACAGCAUUGUUCUCGGUGCCAGGGGGGCCUGCUGCUUCUGCAGGUGGUGUCACAUUUCACUAACCGCUACCGUUCGAAGACGCGCCCCCUAGCGGUAGAAAUGAAAGGAAGCGCAUUUCUCCAGAAUGUGACGUCAUUCCACAGCUGGCUUGUUGUUUUUAAUCUCUUUUCUGAGAUUGGUUUCAGCCAAGUUGGUUGUAAUGUUUUUGUAGUUAUUCUGAACUAAACAUGCUUUGUUUAUAUUAGCAAAACAUUAUAUGAAUAAACUGUCUGAUCUAUUUAUGGAUGUAAAACCUUUUAAAAGUUGUAAUACUGGCAAAAUUGCCAACUUUUAACAAAAUGUAGGUGUUGCCAUAAAGUGUUGGCACAAUAUGUGAGUCUUAUACCUUCGUGGUUAGAGUAAGUCUCAGUUAAUUGACCUGGAACUGUUUUCAUUGCAUUUGUUACUGUAAAAUAUUCACUGUUUAAAACGACAACAGAAAUUGAGUGUGCAUUAUUUUUCAAAUGAAACAGUGUUGUUGCUUUGAGCUACAAAAUAUUCAAGUUUACUUUUUACACAAGUCAGCCAUGUUAGGUUUUGAGGUCAAGGUUGGUAAGAAACCAAUUCUUUUUCCACACACAACUUCAAAAAUCCAAUAUUUACUUUUUCAAAUGUCAUUCAGGGCGAUGGUACUUGGCAAUCUUAUUCUAAAACAAUUGAAAAAAUGUAUGUCGAAUAUCAAUUUUUAUGGAUUUUGUUGUUGUUGUUUUUUACAGGUAUUUGAAAACAAUGAACCAACAAACUAUGGAUGAUUUUUCUUUUAAACCCCAAAAGAAACUUAAGCAAGCUUCUGUUGCACCAGAAUUCAGAAAUUACACAAAAAUGCAAUUUGCAGCUUUAAUUCCCAAGGAAUAAAAUACAACUCAAAGGUACAAAUAUAAAAAAAUUGCUUAUUGAAAGUGUUUUUCACAGAAAUUCUCCGGUGAGGAGAGUCUCUUUAAUCAGUGAAGGUAAAUGAUUGUAGGUGGAGCCUGAUAACUACAAGUUUGUCACCUGCUCACUCUUCUUUCUGAGGAAAAACCCAAGUUAAAAAACAACAAACAAACUCAAAUUCACCUUCAAGUUUUUGUCUAAAACUUUAAGAAAUGUUCCUUUUUUUUAAAACAACAAAAAAACGUUUAAUUAUUCCAGAUUUCCCUGCUGUAGAAGCUACUUGAUGUCAGUGAAACUGAGGCCUGUAUUAAAAACCGACUGAAGUUUCUCACUCAGACAGCAGAGCGCGGCUGCUCGGCGUCGCCCGCGAGCUUUUACAGCCACGUGAACCGUGUCGCUUCUGACCUUCUGACUUCAACUUUGCAGAUCCGGUUCUUCAGGUUUGUUGUGACCGUUUAUGUCGUUAGUGGUGCCCCCGCCCCCUCACAGUAAAUAAGAGCGAGGCUUUUUACUAUCCCGGCGCUGUGAGCUCGAGAGGGGCAGCAAGUUCAGCCAAACUCGUGACCUCUGGAGCCAGACGUCAGGAAUGUGAAGAGGUCACCAUCAAAGUUAUAAGUUAAAGCCUGGCGAACAUCCCCCUCAGUCCGGAGACGGCCCAGGACCAGGAGAGACGGAUCCGUCGGGAAAUUGCCAACAGCAACGAGCGGCGGCGUAUGCAGAGCAUCAACGCUGGAUUUCAGUCCCUCAAAACACUCCUGCCACACACAGACGGGGAGAAGCUCAGCAAGGCCGCCAUCCUUCAACAAACAGCGGACUACAUCUUUACCUUGGAGCAGGAAAAAACCCAGCUGCUAACCCAGAACAACCAGCUCAAACGCUUCAUCCAGGAGUUUAGCGGCUCCUCGCCCAAAAGGAGGCGAGCCGAGGAGAAGGACGAAGGCAUCGGGUCUCCGGACACGCUGGAGGAGGAGAAGGUGGAGGAGCUGAGGAGGGAGAUGAUCGAGCUGCGGCAGCAGCUGGACAAGGAGCGCUCGGCUCGCAUGCAGCUGGAGGAGCAGGUGAUCUCAGCUGUGCGGUCUCUGGACGGCCAGCUGCACCCAGAGCGUCUGAAGGUGAUCACCCAGCAGGUGGAGGAGGAGCAGGCCCUCAUCCAGAGCCAGACGCUGCUGCGGCUACAGCAGAUCCACGCCGCCGCCGCCGACAGACAAACACACAGUCCUCAGGUGCUGGCUCCGCCCACUCCGCCUGCCCCAACCCACCACCCCACUGUCAUCGUCCCAGCUCCAACACUAAACCAACACCAUCACGUCACUGUGGUGACCAUGAGCCCAUCUGUCCACACCAGCACCGUGUCCACUUCCAGACAGAACCUGGACACCAUUGUGCAGGCCAUCCAGCACAUUGAGCGCACCCAGGAGAGAAGAGGCAGCUCCGAGGACGAGCAGAGGAGAGCAGUCAUCGUCAGCCCCACCCACGUCGCCAUGGACACCGCCUGCUCGGACACAGACACGGACACGGAGGGUGAAGACUGUUUGAUGAACUGACCCGCCCCCACCCUGAACUCCUUCCUAUCCCCGCCCCUCCAACACGCACACAAACACUUAAGACACCCUACUCACUGUAAGAUUCCCUCCAGGAGCUUGACUACUCAUGUUAAUCUGUCUUUGGCAUUACCUAAACUCCUAAAUCCAGUGGUUUAAGCUCUGCGUCAAGUUUUGUACUGUAAUUUUUCAGAGUAUUGAAGAGGUAGGAAGGUCAGCGUGCAGGAUCCGUUGGAUCUCUGCAGCUACUUGAAUAAUCAAACGGUCUACUUGUAGAAAAAAAGAAAAAAAAAAGGCUGUCUGCCCCGUUGUUUCUCGUUUGUGCGUGCUCUCCAUAUAGUCCCAGAAUCAUCGUCGCCCUCUUUCUGUCACUCCUGACAGUGCAGCUACAAUCUAAUGGAGUCAAUUUAUCAGAAAGAUGAAUGUAACGACACAAUAAGCAAGGAGAUCCUUAUUCACAUGUUUUGUUUGUCGUAUAUUUCUGGUGGCUGUCAAAUCUUAAGCUAUUAAAUACUAAAUUUAAAAAUUUGAACCUACACAUAAAAUCUUUCUUACUUGAAGAAAAGAAAAAAAGCUGUUUUUAAACUCUAAAUAAGCCUUUAGAAAUAAGCUGAAUUCCUUCUCUGGUCUUUCAGUUUAGAUGUUUAUAUAUAUAUAUAUGUGUUUAUAUAUAUAUAUAUAAUGUUGUUUUUUUUUAAUUAAGUGUCAGGGUCGCCAAUCGUUGAAGGUUUUGUCCUAAUUUAAAAUUAGUCGACUUUUCUUUUACCAUUUUUUUGUUUGUUUGUUCUUAACAGGAGGGAGGAGAAAAACGCACCAUUACGUUUUUAACUUGAUGUCGGCUUGUUGCAUGAAAAACAUUCAGGUGCCGCAUUUUUGUAAAUAAGCGAUCAACCCGAGACGGUUUGACUGAAUCAGACUCUUUGGAAUCUACAAAUAUUUCCAUCGAAGUUCUGAAACAGAUGGGCAUGAAUCAUGUUUCCAGCAUUUCCCCCCAAGGGCCUGAAUCCACCAUCUGGUCUUGGUGACUAUGCACUAGAGAUGUUGGGAUUUAUGCAAUUCCAUCUUUUGUACAUUUAUUGUUCUUUUUUUUUUUUUUGUCGCUAUCAUUUAAACAUAGGGUGAAGUUCUCUAUGCACCGUGUAUGAAACUUGACGUGUUUAAAUGGAAGAAUGUAGUACUUAAGAGGUGCUUGUUUUAGUCGUCACCGUGGCGAUCUGCAGGGGCGCAACGAGCCGAGGCCAAAUGUACCUGCAAUAAGUCACCUUUCCUUUUGUUUUUGUUUUGUUUUUUCCCCCCAGAGAUUUAGUCAGAUAUUAUGUUGAACUCGACAACACAGGAGAAAAUUUCUGGUGUCGUGUCUUUUCAACAAAAAAAAAAAGCAAAUGCCACAAAGCAAAGUUUAA